Molecule: messenger RNA, 1405 nt
Organism: Mustela lutreola (European mink)
Lineage: Eukaryota; Metazoa; Chordata; Mammalia; Carnivora; Mustelidae
Gene: CFAP410
Product: cilia and flagella associated protein 410
Exons: 7
Coding region: 413-1066 (217 amino acids)
Biological process (GO): cytoskeleton organization
Molecular function (GO): protein binding
Source: RefSeq, a predicted model, not a curated record
GGCCGGGGCGGUCCCCGCGCGUCCUGCCCGCCGCCCGGGACCCGCGGCUGGGCUCUGGGCCUCGGGCGGGACGGGCCGGCGAGGAGCCGCAGGGCGGUCGGGGUGGAAGGACGCGGGUGCCGGGGCCGCUCCGCCUGCGGGAGGUGCUGCCGCAAACCGGGGCCGCGGCCGGGGUCAACCCGAAGCUUGCACCAACCCCCACCCCGCCCCGGGCUGUGGCCGCGGACGCGCUCUGCCUGCCCGGGGCGGCUGGGAUCGCCCGGAGGCUCUUCGCCGGCCUUCGGACAGCGCCAGUGGGGCCCACGGUGCCUUCGAGAGGCCGUUUUCUGACAUCCGCGCGCGGGAGCCGGGUCCCCUGCCCGUGGGGGAUGCAGGGGGCAGCCGCCUCACAGACGUCUCCAUCUGCCGGGAGAUGCCCAGCCUGGAAGUGAUCACACUCAGCGUCAACAGCGUCUCCACCCUGGAGCCCGUGAGCCAGUGCCGGCAGCUGAGCGAGCUCUACCUGCGGAAGAACCGCAUCCCCAGCCUGGCCGAGCUCUUCUACCUGAAAGGCCUGCCGCGCCUGCGCGUGCUCUGGCUGGCGGAGAACCCGUGCUGUGGCCCCGACCCGCACCUCUACCGCAUGACCGUCCUGCGCAACCUGCCGCACCUGCAGAAGCUGGACAACCAGCCCGUGACCGAGGAGGAGCUGUCCCGUGCGCUGCUGGAGGGAGAGGAGGUCACGGCCCCUGGCACUGAGGGCACAGGGAACAGUGGGUCUAAGCUGUCCUACGCCCUGAGUGCCAUGGACACCAGCGCCGAGACCCGGCAGGACACACUGAGCUGUGGCGAGGAGGAGACGAGCGUCCAGAGCCAGCUGGGCCUGAAGCCGCCUUCCCGGGAGCGGUUCCCUUCCUUCUCACAGAGGGACGCCGUGAGCAGUCACAAGAACAGGAACAACGUGCUGAGCGCCGUCCUGCUGCUGCUGCGGGAGCUGGACGCCGAGGGGCUGGAGGCCGUGCGGCAGACCGUGGUCGGCCAGCUCCAGGCCCUGCACAAGCUGGAGCUGCAGGAAGACGUGGAGUGACGGUCAGUCGGGACCGAGCUGCCAAGCCUUCUUCCCAUGACCCCGUGCCCAAGCGCCUGGGAGAUGUGGGGUCCCUGCCACAGCCACGGCCUCCACGGGACCCCGGCUGAGUCCCAGCAUGCGGGCCAUGUCUCGGGAAACUCUGGCCCACCUGGGGGCGCCAGGCCCUCCGUGUGGAUGGCGCUGCCGCGAGAGCCGGCAGGGCAUCGGGCACUGUGCUGGGUGCCCUCCCUGCGUGGGGCCCAAUGCCCACCGGCCUGCACAGGGGGCUCCCCGGACUUGUCUCUUCCUGAGGCGGGCAGGGCCCCCACUGUCCCUAAUAAAUAUCUUACCAAAGUC